This is a messenger RNA of Alligator sinensis (Chinese alligator), 2592 nucleotides long. It is a transcript of the gene CACNA2D1, whose product is annotated as calcium voltage-gated channel auxiliary subunit alpha2delta 1. Gene Ontology annotation, cellular component: L-type voltage-gated calcium channel complex. Bases 1 to 2592 code for a protein of 863 amino acids. The record is from RefSeq and is a predicted model, not a curated record. NCBI's taxonomy places the organism in Eukaryota, Metazoa, Chordata, Crocodylia, Alligatoridae. Gene Ontology annotation, molecular function: voltage-gated calcium channel activity. The transcript has 33 exons.
AUGCCCGCUCUCCCACCGGCAGAUCCAUGUUCACCUGAGUCUGGCUUCCGCCACAAAAUAAAGUCAUGGGUGGAAAAGAUGCAAGAUGACCUUGUAACAUUGGCAAGAACUGCAAGCGGGGUGGACCGGCUGGCUGAGAUUUAUAUGACACACAGAGAUUUGUAUACCGUGGAAGCCAACAAUGCACGCCAGUUGGUGGAAAUUGCAGCCAGAGAUAUUGAAAAACUACUAAGCAAUAGGUCUAAAGCCUUGGUGCAUCUUGCUCAAAAAGCAGAAGAGAUUCAAGCAACACAUCAGUGGAGGGAUGAGUUUGGGAACAAUGACAUCGUCUAUUACAAUGCAAAAGAUGAUCUGAAUGACUCUAAGAAGAAUGAAUCGGAGACUAGCAGCCAGAGAAUCAGACCAGUAUUUGAAGAAGAUCCUGUUUUUCGACGACAAACAUCUUACCAGCAUGCAGCAGUUCACAUACCAACUGAUAUUUAUGAGGGCUCUACAAUAGUGUUAAAUGAACUCAAUUGGACUGCUGCAUUGGAUGAUACCUUCAAAGAGAAUAGAGAAGAAGACCCAACUUUAUUAUGGCAAGUUUUUGGCAGUGCAACUGGCCUCGCCAGGUAUUAUCCAGCCUCUCCAUGGGUAGUUAAAAGUCGAUCUCAAAACAACAAGAUAGACCUCUAUGAUGUUCGCAGAAGACCAUGGUACAUCCAAGGAGCUGCAUCUCCCAAAGACAUGCUUAUUUUAGUCGAUGCGAGUGGAAGUGUUAGCGGACUGACACUGAAACUGAUCCGAACCUCCGUCAUUGAGAUGCUAGAAACUUUAUCUGAUGAUGACUUUGUGAAUGUAGUUUCAUUCAACAAUAAUGCGCAGAACGUCAGUUGCUUUAAUCAUCUCGUCCAAGCUAAUGUGAGGAAUAAGAAGAAGCUGAAAGAGGCGGUCUAUAAAAUCAUAGCUAAAGGAAUCACUGAUUAUAAAAAGGGUUUUAGCUAUGCUUUUGAACAGCUGCUAAAUUACAGUGCAUCUAGAGCUAACUGCAAUAAGAUUAUUAUGUUGUUUACCGAUGGUGGUGAAGAAAGAGCACAAGAGAUUUUCCACAAAUACAACAAAGACAAAAAAGUUCGUGUGUUCACAUUUUCUGUUGGUCAACAUAAUUACGACAAAGGCCCCAUACAGUGGAUGGCCUGCCAAAAUAAAGGUUACUAUUAUGAAAUCCCUUCCAUUGGCGCAAUAAGAAUAAACACACAGGAAUAUUUGGAUGUUUUGGGCAGACCUAUGGUUUUAGCUGGAAACAAAUCAAAACAAGUACAGUGGACCAAUGUCUAUUUGGAUGCACUGGAACUGGGCCUUGUCAUUACCGGAACGCUACCUGUCUUCAAUCUAACAAAAGACCAAGAUGGAAAAAAAAACCAGCUGAUUCUUGGAGUAAUGGGAGUUGAUGUCUCUUUGGAAGAUAUAAAAAAAUUGACACCACGGUUUACACUCUGCCCAAAUGGAUAUUAUUUUGCAAUUGACCCUAAUGGUUAUGUGCUGCUUCAUCCAAAUCUUCAACCAAAGCACAUUGGUGUGGGCAUACCAAAAGUUAAUUUGAGAAAAAGGAGACCCCAUGUCCAGAAUCCUAAAUCCCAGGAGCCUGUGACACUGGAUUUUCUUGAUGCUGAGCUGGAAAAUGAUAUUAAAGUUGAGAUUCGGAAAAAAAUGAUAGAUGGCGAAAGUGGGGAACGGGUGUUUACGACACUGGUCAAGUCUCAAGAUGAGAGAUAUAUUGACAAAGGAAAUCGAACCUAUACAUGGACUCCUGUGAAUAGCACUGAUUACAGUUUGGCCUUGGUAUUACCAUCGUACAGCUUUUACUAUAUUAAAGCCAAAAUAGAAGAAUCAAUAACUCAGGCCAGAUUCAAAAAGGAUUUAGAAACUCUGAAGCUCGAUCACUUUGAUAAAGCCGGCUAUACCUUUAUUGCACCAAGAGAAUAUUGUAAUGAUGUAAAAGUAUCAGAAAACAACACUGAAUUUCUUUUAAAUUUCACGGAGUUUAUGGAUCAAAAUACCCCAACCAGCCCUUCAUGUAAUACUGAUAUGGUCAUUCGAGUUUUGCUGGAUGCUGGAUUUACAGAUGACCUUGCGCAGAAUUACUGGAGUAAGCAGGCUCCUAAUGAUGGAGUUGUUGCACAUUUUGUUGUUACGGAUGGUGGAAUCACUAGAGUGUAUCCGAGAAAGGCAGGAGAAGAUUGGGGUGAAAAGCCUGAAACUUAUGAACUCAGCUUCUAUAAACGGAGCUUGGAUAAUGACAACUAUAUCUUCACCGCUCCAUACUACAACAAGACUGGUUUCAAUACCUAUGAAACAGGUAUUAUGGUAAGCAAGGCUGUGGAAAUAACCAUUAAUGGAAAACUUCUCAAACCUGCAGUUGUUGGAGUAAAAAUUGAUACAACCAGUUGGAUGGAAAACUUUACAAAAACCACAAUCAAGAGCCUGUGCAACAGUGAACUCUGUGGCUGUGAAAGAAACAGUAUGCAUGUCGACUGUGUUAUUCUUGAUGAUGGUGGAUUUCUUUUGAUGUCAAAUCGGGAUGAGUAUACCCAGCAGGUGGGUAUAUUUUAA